UGCACGUCCCAUGGCCGCAGUCCACAUCUGCCGUGUCAUCCACGUUUCGUCGGCGCGUGCUCCCGGGCAGCCGUCGCUGAAACGACUAAUUAAUCACUGUUCUCACCUUGUGUUUGCGCUGUUCUGGUGCGGGCAAGUUCUAGAAGGCUGCCUACGGCUGCUUGGCACACAAGGCUGGCCGCGCUGAAGCCGGAAGCGGUAUUGCACUCUGCCAGGACCGGGGCGGCCUGGAAGUCAUCUUUGUCCCUGCUUCUCCCGCGGCCCUUUUUAUGCCUCCUCCUCGAUGCUCCCAUGUUCCCAUGCUAUUAUGCUCCCAUGCGCUGCUUCUCCUGCCCCAACAAUGUCGCAUCGCCCCAGCAGAAAGCCGCAGUCGUCUAGUUCUCAUGUACUCCGUACCACGUACUCCAACCAAACCCCGUGCCGCCCGCAUCGGGUCGUCCUUUUGCUGACGACAGCGACCACCACAACCACAGCUGCAAGGCACCCGACCACCCGACGCUUCCACUUUGGGGCAGGCCCCGAUGGAAUUGGCUGCGUGGAUUGGGCUUCCUUUGGCCAAGGCCGUUGCCUAUCGCAUCCAAUCCCAUCCACUCAUCUAUCGAAUCUGAUGCCACCAACCUCAUCAUGACCGGUACGAAUAUUGCGUCUGAGCGAGGCUUGGCCCCUCUCCGCUCCGCUCCCUUGCACACCACCACACCACCACAUCUGGCCCAUCUCCCGCAUCUACCAACGACAUGUCUCGGAGAAAGGACAAUGGUAAUUCCAUACACGCCAGAACCACUGAGCCAGCAUCUGAGCCAGCAUCGCGCCGUGACUCAUUUUUAGCAACUAGAUGCAAUGCAAUGUUAUCACGCCCUUGCUGCGGUGCUAGGAUGCAGUACUUGUGAUUCCAAAGCAGCGCUUUCAGCUUUCCUCUUCCCCUCUUUUCCCUUUCUUGACCUCACCAACGGCCUAACUUCCCCUCACGCAACGGAACAAGACGACUUCUUUGAAACAUCCCUUUCUUCCGCGUCUCUCCCUGCGCAGACUUGCUCACUUAGAAACAGACGACUUCUAAUAAAUUACUCUAUUGCGCCA
This is a messenger RNA of Ilyonectria robusta, 1077 nucleotides long. RefSeq lists its product as uncharacterized. Bases 284 to 628 code for a protein of 114 amino acids. The record is from RefSeq and is a predicted model, not a curated record. The transcript has a single exon. Lineage: Eukaryota; Fungi; Ascomycota; Sordariomycetes; Hypocreales; Nectriaceae.